Aspergillus terreus NIH2624 is the source of this 3924-nucleotide messenger RNA. RefSeq lists its product as uncharacterized. The transcript is spliced from 3 exons. Gene Ontology annotation, molecular function: microtubule binding. The coding region runs from base 1 to 3924 and encodes 1307 amino acids. The record is from RefSeq and is a predicted model, not a curated record. Gene Ontology annotation, biological process: mitotic spindle assembly; astral microtubule depolymerization. Gene Ontology annotation, cellular component: microtubule organizing center; mitotic spindle midzone; spindle microtubule. NCBI's taxonomy places the organism in Eukaryota, Fungi, Ascomycota, Eurotiomycetes, Eurotiales, Aspergillaceae.
AUGCCAGUCACACGCAUAUUCAGUUUUAUUGUAAACCCCGUGAACGUCUGCAGAUUUGUUGUGUCGAAGUCUGACGAGCUCCGGUCCAAGUCUGACGAGCUCCGCCUGAUCGCGAAGGAGUUCACUGAAUUGGGUCGUCAGGCCCUCCAACGUGCUCGUGCGGGGACUCUCUCGGAUGCCCUUCAACAGACGCAACAAGCCGAUGACCAUCAUACAGUGACAGUCACCAUGGACAUGAAAGUCGACGAUUUGCAGGCGGCUCUGACAAACCCGAAUCUGUCGAUUGAGAACAAGUACGACCGUCUGAUCAGCGUCAAGUCAGAUAUCAAACAAAAGAAUGUACCAGCAAGUCUGAUACCAAGCCUGUUCGAUUGUCUACGACUGGCGAUUGCUCACAAUAACAUUCACAUUUAUACCGCCGGGUUCGCCACCCUUUCGCACCUUUUGAAGCGGCUUUUCAUUGAAGAGCUCCACACCGAAGUAGCAGCUCAUGCCCGCAGUCUCUACCCGACUCUUCUUGAGCGCCUGGGCGAUCAUAAGGAGCGUGUGCGGGCUUUGGCCGCCCAGGCAUUUGCCGAUUUGUGGAAAGCCGCACCAAUGGACGCCGAGAAGCAUGUUUUGGGCACAGCCCUCGUGGGGAGGAACCCUAAGGCGAAAGAGGCCAGCUUGACGUGGAUUUUGAGCAUGCACACUUCGCAUGACCUCCUGUUUCGACCAUAUGUGGCGAGUCUCGUGGCGUGUCUCGAGGACGCAGACAGCGCCGUCCGUGAUACGGCCAAAUCGACCGUUGUCGGCUUAUUCAACAGCGCCCCGGCACAUGCCAAGGCCGACCUCCAGCGGGAAAUGGCGGAACAGCAUGUGCGAAAGUCCAUUGUCGCUGCGGUUCUCAGUGGCCUUGGACUGGAAUCGGAUUCCGCUACGUCGCGACCAGUCUCUCGGACCGAACCCACCAGACAGCACCGGAACCCUCUAGCAGCGGCUGCAUCUUUAUCUAGGCCGGCUUCUCGCGCAGAACCGAUUACGCACGCUGCAUCUACAUCCCGGCCAGUGUCGAGAGCCGAGCCGCGCCUACAGCCUAGGCCCACAUCUAUCGCCGACACUCACGAACAGCCUCCACAACAACCCGCGCCUAGAGCUGAAUCGAUCAUAUACACGGCUUCUGUGGCUCGACCGGCUUCGAGAGCUGAACCAGUUACAUCCACCGCAUCCACGUCCCGGCCGGCGUCGAGAGCUGAACCCGUUACCUCCACCAGGCCCGCCCCUGCAGUGGACGCCGAGGAGCCUCAGACGCUCCAAACAUCAUCGAGAUCAAACCCCCUGAAACAUGUCAGGGCCCCCACAGCGACUCAGUCCAAUACUACCGAGCUCAAACAAAGAGCACCAGCACAAAUCCCCAAGUCCCAGGAAGGCGAACAACUUCAGCCCCUUCUUGUCUCUUCGUCUCGUGAACUUGAGGACAUCAUCAAGACGAUGCUGCCUCAUUUCGAAGGCCGAGAAACCGAGGCGAACUGGAUGCUUCGCGACCGUGGUGUCACCACCCUACGCCGAUUGACCUUGUCAAACGCACCGCACGAGUUUCCCAUGGUUUAUGUCUCAUCUAUGAGAACCAUCCUUGACGGCGUAUUCAAAGUCGUGAAUUCACUGCGGACCCAGUUGUCCACCACCGGAUGUCGUCUGAUCCAGGAAAUGGCCAGGGCGUGCGGGCCCAGAAUCGAUUCAAUGGUUGAAAUCAUCAUGCUGCACAUGGUCAAAUUGUGUGGCGGAAUGAAGAAGAUCACCGCGGCACUCGCAAACGAAACGGUGGAUAUUGUCUUGCAAAAUGUAUCUUAUACAUCGCGCAUCUUGCAGCACGUCACAGCAGCCUGUGAAGAGAGGAACGUGCAACUUCGGGUCUUCUCCGCUGGGUGGUUGAAGACUUUGAUCAACAAACAAGCCCACCACAAGUCAACCAUUGAGCACGGUGGUGGGGCCGAUACAUUAGCAAGAUGUAUCAAGAAGGGUCUUUCGGACGCCAACCCCGGGGUUAGGGAAGCCAUGCGCAGCACCUUUUGGGCCUUUGCCCGUGUGUGGCCAGGUCGUUCCGAUGGGAUUAUGUCGAACCUUGAUACGAAGUCACGAACGCUGUUGGAGAAGGAUCCGGCAAGACCAGGCAAUGUCGGAUCUACGUCCAACAAAGUGCCCACGCCACAGAAACCUACCUCAAAGAGCACCCCGUCAACCCCAGGACGGUCAGCACUGAGAGAAGCGAUCGCUGCGCAGAAGAAAGCGCACCUAGGCAACACGAAGUCGUUGCCCCCUCGCCCCGAAACGGCCCAUGCUGCAUUGACCGACCCAAAGCCCGCAAGCCAGAAAUCGACUUUGUCGUCGGCGCCCGUCAGACGGGGAGUCAAGGUGACUCGCCCAGCGACCGCCGGACCCGGCCGCAGACCUGCGCCGACCGAACUGCGUCACGAAUCACCUCGAAGUGGCCGCUCUAACGUCCAAACGCCGUCACCCACCAAGAGAACGUUUGUCAACGGCGCUUCCGGGUCGCCCCAAGUGGACCAAAAACCAACUCCGAAGUCAAUUCUUGUUAAACGCCCUGAAGGAAUCAAAAUCCCCAUUGGGCCCGUCACACCGGAUUCGAAGUCUCCGAAGUCUCCUGGGGUAAGGUUUGCAGACCAGAUGAUGCUAUCGGAGAUGAAGGCUGUCACAGCGGAGGCUCCCGAAGUGGAAGCUCCCGAAGUGAAGGCUCCCGAAGUGAAGGCCCCCGAAGUAAAGGCCCCCGAAGUAAAGGCCCCCGAAGUGAAGGCUUCUGAGGUGAUGGCGAUCGAAGCGCACACCGAAUCGAAGUCAGGCGAGUCAAAGUUUCCGGAAGGACUGGCGGUCCCCGAGCGACCAGUGGAACUGGGAGAAUCACAGACAUUGGCGGAAACCAACCAGUCAGGCGAAUCGGAUGACACGGAGGACAUACAAGAUAUGAAGAGGCCGGACACGGAGGAUCCCGAACGAAUCGUUUUGACAGCCGAAGAACUCACACUCGGAGACGUCCACGUGCCCAAACAGAGGAUGCGGAGACGCACGCACCAGGGAGAGCUUGAUUGGAACGAUCCGCUUACUCGUCGCUGGGGGCAGCUGAACGAUCUGGUGACAAGAAGAAGACAAGUGAGCGCACAGUCACAGGAACUGAAACACGCGCGGGAAGUGAUUGAGUCUGCGAUUGUCUACAUCAGAAUGGGGGCCAUCGACAUGUUUGGAUAUCGGAAACUCCAAUCGCUGAUUGCAUAUCAUGACGAACUUUUCGAGACCCAGGACCGAUACAACGAGUUUCUGAAGGUGCUCCUCGAAGACCUGGCACGAGACCCCAAAUACGGCGAUGAUCAAAAACGGAUGGUUUCCUCUUUGCACCACAAACAACAGGUCGCCAAGGCCAUCCGGUUCAUGUUUGCAUACAACGAAACCUGGUUUUCCGACACUCAUGCCCAGGUGUUUCCCGCUCUCCUCCAGACAACACUCUAUUUCGAAUCGCGGUAUUACCUUAUCACCGUCCUCCGCCAAAUUGCGGACGAUCUGCUUUAUGCGUGUCAUCUACCCGAUCUCGUGGUCAGUGUUGUGCAGUGUCUUAGAUCACUGCCGGAUGAUUUCCCCAACGUCCAGGCCGUGGUGAUGGGCGUCGUUUUUCUUACGAAGACGCUCAAGAUUUUGAAUCAGCGACAGGCCCAACUUCCGGAAUCAACCUUGUCACAAGUGGCUCAUUAUGCAGUACACUGUAUGAUGCGCGGCCACAUUAGCGCUCGAUCGACCAUUGGGGCACUGUGUCAGCAGGUCCGUCGGUUUUUGUCCAGCGACGAGCAUUUUUGGAAACUUGCGGGGGAACCGAUAGAUCCUUUCACGAGAAGCAUGAUCUGCUAUUAUCUUUAUAAACUGCACAAAGGCCUCGUCUGA